Molecule: messenger RNA, 1004 nt
Organism: Hibiscus syriacus
Lineage: Eukaryota; Viridiplantae; Streptophyta; Magnoliopsida; Malvales; Malvaceae
Product: protein SENSITIVE TO PROTON RHIZOTOXICITY 1-like
Exons: 1
Coding region: 28-978 (316 amino acids)
Biological process (GO): response to acidic pH; response to aluminum ion
Source: RefSeq, a predicted model, not a curated record
UCAAGCUUCACUUCACAGAAGGAAAAAAUGUCUUGUUCCGGAGAACCUUUUCCUAUAUCGCUGGAAUAUUCCACCGGCAUCGAUCACUCUUACAUGCAACAAGUUCCGAUUAGUUAUCCCGGUCCACGUCUCCCACUUUUAAACCUCUUAAUGGUGAAAAGGAGAAUGAAUCCCCUACAGCCCUUCUUAGCUCUAUCGCUCAGCACCAACACUUUGAUCUCCAACGAUCAAAUGCAGCUCGUGUCCUCCGAAAUCGCCUCCGCCAUCCACCAAAUUAUCGUUAACGGCGCUGCCCUCCUCUCUUGCGCCAAAAAUACCCAUCCCCCAAACCCGAAGCCGACUCCAGAACCGAAAUCCGAUUCUGACAGUUACAAAGGAGGAGAGUCCGAGAUAAUUGAGUUAGACGCGGUGGAGUUACUGUCGGGACAUUUACAUUUCUGCGAAAUUUUCCGGAAAGGGUUCAAACGUGACGCCAAUUUACGGAUGCAUAUGAGGGCUCACGGGGAUCAGUAUAAAACUCGGUUUUCGUGUCCGUACGGUGGGUGUAAUAGGAACAAGAUGCACGAAAAGUUUAGGCCGUUGAAAUCGGUUAUUUGUGUGAGGAACCAUUUCAAGAGAAGCCAUUGCCCGAAAACGUACGAAUGCAAAAAUUGUCAUAAAAAGAGGUUUUCGGUUUUGUCUGAUUUGAGAAGUCGUUUGAAGCAUUGUGUGGGCGGCGGGGAAGAGAGUAAGAAGUGGAAGUGUAGUUGUGGCAACAGUUUUUGCAGGAAAGAUAAGCUUUUUAGACACUUAUCUUUGUUCGAAGGCCAUAUGCCAGCUGUGGCGGUGGAGGAAGGCGACCGGAAGUUGCAAGGAUCGGCGGCAAUGGAGGAAAAGAAAGAUGAAGGGUGUUUGGGAGAUGGGUUGUUUGACGGGUUGCUUGAUGGAUUUGGGUCUUUAGAGAAUUACUGUUUGCAAGAUCUGUUGGGACCAUCUUAAAAUUGUUUGCAAUAAGACUAUUAGUA